AUGCAUUGGAACACUCGUUACGGAUCGAUAGAGAGGUGCUUUGACAAAUCAGAUGGAAUCGCGAUACUCUCGUAUCUCAUGCAAGUGGUCGGUUGUCCGGGAAUUCCUGAUAAUCCUUCUCUUGCGCCAAUUAUCGAUAAUUUGGGGAGAAUUAAGAAAAUGGGUAGCAGUACCACAAUUCCAUCUAGCUUACCAACGACAGGUCAAUCUCCCAUUAAUUUAGACGACAGUUUAGUAAGAACACGAAGAUAUCCACCCCUUGUUUUGAAUGGCCAUUGGUUAAACGAUGGAGAAGCACGUUUGUUCAAUUCUGGUAAUACAGCCAAAGUAUUUUUGAGCGGAGACAGAAUUCCGUCGACAAUUUGUGGCGGACCACUUGCCGACGACGUGUACGAAUUGACAGAGGUGCAUUUUCACUGGGGCAAAGAUGAUUGCAGGGGCGCUGAGCACACGAUCAACGACACUUGGUACUCAAUGGAAGGCCACGCGUUACAUUGGAACAGAAAAUACUCAACUACCGAAGAAUGUUUCAGACAUAAAGACGGUUUCUGCAUUUUGGCAUACCUGUUUUUAGUGCAACCAGGUUGUUGUGAUUGCAUUAAUCCACAACUGGAGAGGAUAACGGACUAUUUGAAAGACGUUGCAGACGCGAAUAUGGAAACGAAAGUACCACCUAAUUGUCUAUCCUGGAUGCGCUGGGCGACAUAUUGUACCAGAUAUUACACUUACGCAGGAUCGUACAACGCCGGUGAAUAUCCAGAAUGCGCCACUUGGAUUGUAUUUCCCGUAGUUAUACCAAUUCGGUCCAGUCAAAUCAAUGAAUUUCGAAAGUUGAGAAAUAAGGAUGGCUACAACAUAGAGUCAAAUUGGCGGGAAACGCAAUUACUAAAAUGUAGACAAAUAUAUUUAGCAGUGAACUAUUAG
Habropoda laboriosa is the source of this 924-nucleotide messenger RNA. Its product is annotated as carbonic anhydrase 2-like. Gene Ontology annotation, molecular function: carbonate dehydratase activity; zinc ion binding. Gene Ontology annotation, cellular component: cytoplasm. Bases 1 to 924 code for a protein of 307 amino acids. NCBI's taxonomy places the organism in Eukaryota, Metazoa, Arthropoda, Insecta, Hymenoptera, Apidae. The record is from RefSeq and is a predicted model, not a curated record. The transcript has 8 exons.